Molecule: messenger RNA, 1107 nt
Organism: Symbiodinium sp. CCMP2592
Lineage: Eukaryota; Dinophyceae; Suessiales; Symbiodiniaceae
Source: the annotation of a GenBank genome assembly
AUGGCUUGGCUACAUCGGCGUCGCUUCGCGGAAGCUCGGAGAAGACAUCCGCUACAGUGUCACGAGUCCUUGGAGUCUCUGCUCCAGGCCAAGGAGCUUUCCCUGACCGUGGCAGCUCGGCUUGGACUGUCGGGUUCGGCUACUGCCAGUGCGGCGUCGCGGGCGUUGCGCGGCUCCUUGGCGGCCGUCGGGCCGGAACUGGUGGCAAUGUUUCCGCUUCACCUCUAUGCCAUUGGAGGGGAGGCAGGCGGCGAUGCCCUGGCAUCCGUCGAGCGGCUUGACGUUCGUGAGAACAGAUGGGUGCAGAGCGCGCCCUUGCGCAGCCCCAGGAGCGGCUGCGCUGCCGUAGCGCUGUCGGGGCACAUCUACGCGGUGGGUGGCUGUGGGGUUGACGGGGAAGAUCUGCGUUCGGUGGAGAGGUUCAGCUUGUGGGACUCGGAGUGGGAGGAGGUGCCCGCGAUGUCCACUGGCCGUGACGAGCUAGCCGCAGCAGCUUGUGGUGGCUGCCUCUAUGCCAUGGGCGGCAGCCACCUCGUUUGGCCGGUGCGCCACGUCCUGGACUCCGCGGAGCAGUUCGACCCUCGGAGCCACUCCGCGGGCAGCUGGCAGGCCCUUCCUCGGCUCAGCCGCGAGCGCUGCGCGGCUGCGGCGGUGGCAGUGCGGCGGCGGCUCCUGGUGCUCGGCGGCUGUGAUGAGGACGGCGUGGCGCUUUGUUCAGCGGAGUCCUUUGACCCGACGGCCGGGCGCUGGGUGCCCUUACCACCGAUGAAACGGCCACGGUGCAACUUCGCUGCCGCUGCAGCCGGGGGUCGCGUGCUGGUGGCCGGAGGCUACGAUGACAACACGCGAGAUGUGGACACGGUGGAGCACCUGGAUCCCUGGCAGAGCAUCGGCUGGGAGUCCGUCGCCCGCCUUCCAGUUCCCCGCUGGGGUGUCCGUGCUGCAAGUAGUGCUGGAACCAUCUUCAUCGUGGGCGGGAAGGUCAACGAGUAUGAGGUGGGAGAUACCCAGUGUAUGGACCAUGCAUCGGGCAGCUGGGUGAGCUAUGCGCAGCUCCUGCAGCCGCGACGGUCCUUCGGCUUGGCCGCUGUGAGUGGAUUCGGAUGA